Hydatigera taeniaeformis is the source of this 678-nucleotide messenger RNA. The record is from the annotation of a GenBank genome assembly. Lineage: Eukaryota; Metazoa; Platyhelminthes; Cestoda; Cyclophyllidea; Taeniidae.
GGGAGCUUCAAGAAGGUCCCGGUCAUUCCCUCCUCCGAUGUAAAAACUGGAGGAAUUUACCAACUUCGCCAGGGUCUAAAUCGACGUAUUCGAGUGCUAAUUCGUCCAAAUGAGCUUAGUCGAAGAGAGAGAGGUGUUUUACCUCUAUUUUGCGAAACGGUUUCUAAGGAAUAUGAUCUUGAGACAGUGCGGCACAAGUGGUGCAACGCAAUGGACGAAUGGCAGUCUUACCUGCAGAGUAAUUUGCAAGCAUUAGCGAAGAAAAGAGAUAAGGAAGCCGUGGAUGAAGCGAAGGAGGGUUAUCUUCUAAAUCGUUGGGUAUCCUCUAUUUUGGAACGAGAUGCGAUCCUUGUGCCUGCAGCCGGUUCCAGCCUUCCUGGUGCCCCAGCCACUGAAAACCCACCACCAGGACUCGAACAGCACACUCCUCUUAUAUUUGCCGAUCUUGGAGAUGGGGUGUUCAAUAAAGCGUUGAAGGUAGGAGCUCACUCCUAUCUCGAAGGUGAGGAGGCAGCUUUGAAGGAAGGAAAAGCAUUUGUCACCCUCCCAUUAAUCAAAACUUACGCCACCUUGAUCGGAGCAUUGGCCUCAUGGGACUCAAACUUACACGAGAGUGAUCUGCUCAACAAAAUUACACCUCCUUCUGAGCGGAUCUAUCUCAUCGUCAAGGUGAGUUAG